Lolium rigidum is the source of this 1176-nucleotide messenger RNA. Its product is annotated as GDSL esterase/lipase At4g10955-like. Lineage: Eukaryota; Viridiplantae; Streptophyta; Magnoliopsida; Poales; Poaceae. Bases 1 to 1176 code for a protein of 391 amino acids. The record is from RefSeq and is a predicted model, not a curated record. The transcript has 2 exons.
AUGGCUUCGAGUACCGACCUCACCGACCGCUUCGACGAGUCUGGGCCGACUCAUAUGAUGCCCACUGGUGGUACUUCUGCGACAAAGAUUGACUGGUAUGUUUCGUCUCCUACCCUCCUCCUCGAUCAUAUGGUGGUCCAACAGCAUUCAGGUGGUUCUAAGCUAACAAUGGAUGAUUCAUGGUACAGGGAGAGCGAAGAGCACCGCCGGUGCAUCGCCGCCUGCAUCGUCAAAGGCACUUACGCCCUAGAGAGCGACAGAACCAUGUGCAGGCAGGGCCUGCAGGCCAAGUCGCUAGCGCCGGCGUGGUGGGAGAGCUUUCACUUCCGCCUCAAGGACGUGCUCACGGACGACUCUUUCAAGCACAGGGGGGACAAGUUCAUCUUCGGCGCCAUCUACGAGUACGCCGCCCCGGCGGGUGCGCCACCGCGCCACCCAUCUGCUCCGCAGUACAUCGUCGCCUUCCGCGGGACCAUGAUGCGGCACCCCAAGGCGAUACAAGACGUUUACCUUGACGGCAAGAUAGUGCUCAACCGCCUAAAGGGAAGCAAUCGCUCCCAGCAAGCACAUGCCGCGGUCCACGAGCUCCUCGCCACCAUCGCCAAGCAGAGAGAGAGCUGCGUCGUCUGGCUCGCCGGCCACUCUAUCGGCGCGUCACUGGCGUUGGACGUGGGGCGGACUACGAUGGAUCAGCAGGGGCUCGGCCUCCCGACCUUCCUCUUCAACCCCCCGCAUGUGGCAUCCACACAGGCCAUAAACCUGCUUCAACCGUCGGAGGUGGCCAAGAAUGACCUCUACGCCACGAGCAACCUCGUGAAGGCCGGUCUCGGGGUGAUCCUCGGUCCCCACCGGAAGCGUAUGGCGAAGCUAUUCGAACGGUUGUCGCCAUGGGCGCCCAAGCUAUACGUGCACGAGAAGGACUUCAUCUGCCAGGGUUUCAUCGACUACUUCCAACAGAGGGAGCGGAUGGAGGAGCGCUUUCGCGGCGCCGCCAAGUCGGCCAUGACGCUGUCGUACCGUGACAUAUUCCACCACCUCGUCGGCCAUGACAAGGAGCGCCCUCACCUCCUGCCAUCAGCAACGCUGUGGAAGAACUCCAGAAUUGACGACGCGAGCUGGCUCACCAAGCGGUCCAACGUGCAUGGCCUCCAGCAGUGGUGGAAGUCCGACGCCUAG